GAUCUAUCUGAUACAAGUAUAAGCAAGCUACCCACCCUAGGUCUCCACAAACUGGAGACCCUGAAGCUACAGAAUAUAUUCACGUUGAAAGAGAUACCAUCGGUGGUUCAUUUCAGAGAGAUUCGCACGGCUUACCUCACCUACCCCUACCAUUGCUGUGCAUUCAAGUUCCCGGCCAUACAUACGCCCAAAGAAUACGCCAGAUAUCACUUGAACUUCGAUAGUUACUGCCCGGAUAAGUCACAAACACCGCAUAUAAUACACGAUGGUAUAACCAAUCAGAAUCAGCCCCUAUUUGUAUCGUUAUAUCGGGUGACCAGUGAGAAAGCAUCCCAUUAUGCCCGCAAACUGUUGUCUAUGUUCACCGACGAUGAUAACCUGGAUCAUACUAGCGGUGACCUAAACGAGUUUAAGUUUAGACAUUUGGGCGAAUUCGGUCAUAUGAUGAGCGCCGGUACGCGUAGUCCGAUGGAUAGUACGACAAUAUACGGCAAAAUUGUCUAUAAUCUGGACGAUAACUACACGAAUAGCUAUAACAACGUACUGGCCCUACAACAGGACGGGCCCACGGGUGCCACACUGUCCACGAAGUCACCGCCAGUUGAACGGUUUGGGGAUUUUGCACCAAACAUACCGUCCCCUACAGGUGCCAGUACUCAAAAUAAUAUGGGCUCUGUGGGCCAAACUGUAGAUAAAAUUAAAGACUCUAAAGACUCAACUAUACCGGUAAUUAUUGACUCCAUUUCCGGUUAA
Messenger RNA from Oppiella nova, 753 nucleotides. The record is from the annotation of a GenBank genome assembly. NCBI's taxonomy places the organism in Eukaryota, Metazoa, Arthropoda, Arachnida, Sarcoptiformes, Oppiidae.